UCCUCCAAUGUCGACGUCCAAAGGGCACAAGCGUUCCCACUCUGUUGCAACCGCACCGACUGACUUUGGCGAGGUCGUCGAUGCGAGCGAGCAGAAGGACGCCAACAAGCGUGUCCUGAUCGAAGGCAUUGACGGAUCGUCCGUCGCCGUCGCCGCUACUACUGGCAAGACCAACGCUGAUGAUAACGACGACGACGACGACGAUGCCAACGCCGACGAUGGUGCUGGUGCCGGUGCUGGUGCUGGUGCUGCUGGUGGCAAGUCGGGCAAGCAGCUGCGCCAAGAGCGUCGCAACCAGCGCCGACUCACUGCAAAGGCCGUCCAAGCCGACGACGUGGUUGUUAGCACCAUCAACCCACUCACGGGAACACCAGUCAAGCCAAUCACGUACAAUCCACUGCUAUUGCUGUCGUCGCCGUCCGCGCUCAUGGACCCGCAGUCCACGUACACGGCCGUUCAUGGCGCCAAUGCCAAGCCCGAGCUCGAGUUGCGUCUGGAGCAGUUUUUCAAGCAAAGCGGCAGCUCCCACCUCCGCCUCAAGGAUUUGCAGGAUCUCAUUCUUUGGGUGGUUGGCGAUGGCAUCAAUCUGCGAUGGGUGAUUGUGAAGAACAAGCCACUGAUCCCGCGUGUUGUCACCGUGCUGCUGCACAACAUCAACCCGCAAAUGUAUGCCUACUACAGCGACUGCUUCCCCUUCCUCUCGAGCAAAUUCCAAACCGCCAUCCCAACCCGGUGUCCCGGUUCCAAGGUGCGCAUCUACUCGCCCGUGCACAACUUUUUGAAUAUUCCGCUCCUGAAGAGCAAAAAGAAGGACGAUUCCAACAAGGCAUCUUCUGCAGCGACCAACAUGGAGUCUGUCUAUCCGAAGAGCCAUUAUUUCUUGACCACUGAGCAGAUGCGCAACCACGGCUAUCCCAUGCCGAUCGAUGUGCGCACGCCAGAGGAGGCAGGCCAAUUCUCAGAGUACAAGACUCUCGGCAAGCGCGAUCCCAACCAAACUGCAUCGGCCGAGCUUCCUGUGUUCUCGCUCGAUUGCGAGAUGGUCAAGUCAGAACAAGGCUUUGAGCUGGCCCGCCUCGCCAUCGUGUCUGAAAAGCUGGAGGUCUUGUACGACGAGCUCAUCAAGCCCGCCCGACCGAUUGUCGAUUACUGCACGCGCUACUCGGGCAUCACGCCCGACAUGCUUGAAAACGUGACCAGCACGCUGAAGGACGCGCAGGAUGCCGUUCUGCGUCUCAUUCCAUCCAAUGCCAUUUUGGUCGGGCAUUCUCUCGAGAACGACUUGAACGUGCUGAAGAUCAUCCACCACCAAAUCGUUGACACGGCGCUUGCGUACUCGCACACCCGCGGCUCCAACUUUAAGCCGUCGCUGCGAUGGCUGACCGAGACCUACCUCAAGCGCAUCAUUCAAGCCGACGAGGGAGGCCACAACCCCGCGGAAGAUGCCUCUGCAUGCAUGGAACUCUUGCGUCUCAAGCUGAAGAAUGGCCCAUCCUUCGGUAUCAACGAGGAGGAGACGGAAAGCAUGGCUUUGCGACUGACGCGUUCGGGCAAAAAGUCGACCAUCAUUGACAUCCCAACCAUUGCCCGCCAGCAUUCUAUCGGCGACACGAACAUUGUCCCUUGCCCUUCCGACGAUGAGAUUCUGGCUGCUGCCAUCAAGGCGGUGGAUGGCCCCAGCUCGUUCGUUUGGAGCCACUUCCACGGCCUUGAGGACUUUUUCUCGGAGGCAGCUAACCAGACCGAUCUUGAUGAGCAGCGCCUGAAGGCGAUUCUCACGUCGUACGAUCAGCGCGCGAAGCUGAUUUACGAGGCCUGCCCUGCCAACACACUGGUUGUGUACUUUACCGGCCAUGGACCAAUCGACGAGCUGAAGCGUCUUCAACGUCAGAAGGAUGCUGCCGGUGCUCAAUGGACUGCAACCCAGGAGCAUGAGCUAGAGGAGGAGGUCAUGAAGGCACGCGACUCGCUCACAUUCAUGGGCAUCAAGCAAUAAGAGAGAUGUGAAACAGAAAUUUGUUGUUUGGAAUACAAAAUCAUCUUGAAACAAUC
Messenger RNA from Capsaspora owczarzaki ATCC 30864, 2052 nucleotides. RefSeq lists its product as hypothetical. Lineage: Eukaryota; Filasterea; Ministeriida; Capsasporidae. Gene Ontology annotation, molecular function: nucleic acid binding; exonuclease activity. The record is from RefSeq and is a predicted model, not a curated record. Gene Ontology annotation, cellular component: nucleus. The coding region runs from base 8 to 1996 and encodes 662 amino acids. The transcript has 11 exons.